Fonticula alba is the source of this 3838-nucleotide messenger RNA. RefSeq lists its product as hypothetical. The transcript is spliced from 11 exons. Gene Ontology annotation, biological process: tRNA re-export from nucleus. The coding region runs from base 343 to 3804 and encodes 1153 amino acids. NCBI's taxonomy places the organism in Eukaryota, Rotosphaerida, Fonticulaceae. Gene Ontology annotation, molecular function: tRNA binding; small GTPase binding. The record is from RefSeq and is a predicted model, not a curated record. Gene Ontology annotation, cellular component: nuclear matrix; cytoplasm; nuclear pore.
CCGCCCUCGCCGCCGCCCCCUCCGCCUCCUUCCGUUGCCGCAACACACUGCUCUCCGGAAUAUACCAACACACGAACACAGAAAACACAAACAGCACAGACACGCACACAUACGCCAUUACGUGACGCGAGGUUCUUCCCAGGGGGGCCAUCACCCAACACCUCUCUCGGCCGACACCCGAGAAGCCAUCCAUCGGGCCGCUCGCUGCCCUCCUCCUCCUCUUCCUCUUGCGCGCCCCGUCGCAGUGUGACAUAGCCGCACGCGCGCCCGGUUCGCCCUUUACUCUCCAUCUCUCCCGCUCGCCUCUCCUCGGUGUGUCCCCCCCGACACGCAACUACCGCCAUGGACUACGCAAAGUUCGACCAGGCGGUCGCUCUCUGCUUUGACUCGGCCUCGCCGGCCGACGUCAAGGCCCAGGCCCUCGAGUAUGUGGAGAUGAUCCGUCUCGCGCCGGAUGGCUGGCGCUUCUGCCUGCAGCUGUUCCUGGAGCGCCCGGCCGGCAUCCGCGGCGAGACCUUCUACAUCUGCCUGCAGGUUCUGCAGGAUGCCGUGCAGUUCCGGUAUGCGGCCAUCCCGACCGACCAGCGUCUCUCCCUGCGCAACUCCCUGAUGCAGUGGCUCUCGUCCUUCGCCACUGCCCACGCGAAUGACCCUGUCUAUUUCAAGCAUAAGUUCCUCACCGUCCUGGUGCACAUCUUCAUGCAUGAAUACCUUACCUCCUGGGGCUCUUUCUUCCAGGACAUCCUGUCGCUCAUCCACCAGAGCCCAGCCAUGGUGGACAUGUACCUGCGCAUCCUGAUCAUCCUGGAUCAGGAGCUGAUUUCGCGCGACAUCCAGCGCUUCCCCACCGAGGCGGCGCUGGCCACCAACAUCAAGGACCGCAUGCGCGACACGGAUGUCCCCCAGCUGGUGGACUCCUGGUACUUCAUCCUCGGGACAUACCACUCCUCGGACCCGGGCCUGAUCAACCUCUGCCUGAGCGUCAUCGGGAUCUAUGUCUCCUGGAUCGAGCUGGAUCUGGUCGUCACGCCGAACUUCGUUUCGGCCUACAGCAGCUUCCUCAAGUCCGAGCAGUUCCGCGACGCCGCAUGCGAAUGUGUCAACGGCAUUGUCCUCAAGGGCAUGCCCCCCCUCUCUCGCCUGGCCCUCCUGGACAAGCUGCACCUUCACAACAUCUUCGAGGCCUUCAUCAUGAAGUCCUCCGACAUCAGCGAGCCCGUGAUCAAGCUCUUCAAUGACACGGCCGUCUCGCUGAUCUCCUCUUGGAAUGAGCUGGCCGGCGAGAAGGCCUACCAGGCGCAGGUGUACACCGUGAUCGAGUCCCUGCUGCCGGUCCUGUACAAGCUGCUCGGUGAGUCGGAGGACACGGACCUCGGGGUGAUUUUCGAAUUCUCGCAGGCCUUCCUGGUGCUGCUCCGCCAGUCGGCCCGCAGCACCCCCCUGACUGGGGAGCAGCUUGCCGCGCUGGAGCGUCUGCUGCAGAUCCUGGUGUCGAAGCUGAAGUUCCCGGCGGACUUCGACUUCAGCCACGACGAUGAGGGCCGGCAGGAGGUGGACGACUUCCGCCGGACAAUCAAGAUCCAGCUGGACCACAUCUGCUCCAUCCAGCAAUCGAUCUUCGUGAGCUUCGUCGAGCGCAACGUGCUGGCCGUCCUGUCGAACCCAUCGGCUCCGUACCAGGACGCGGAGCUGGCCCUCUUCCUGCUGUAUACCUACAGUGACUGCAUCAAGACCUCGCUGCGUUUCUCGCGCACGGUCCCCCCCGAGGAGCAGGCCCUUUUCUCCCUGCACGCGAUGCUGCACUCCAUGAUCACCAGCAACAUCGUGUCGUACCCCCACUCGGCAGUGCAGCUGCUCUUCUUCGAGAACGCCGUGCGGUAUGCCCAGUUCUUUGGCGUCUUCACCGAGUACAUUGAGGCCACGCUGGUGGCUUUCCUCGACAGCCGUGGCCUGCGUCAUCAUGACCCCUACGUCCGCCGGCGUACCACCUACCUGCUGGCGCGCUUCGUUCGCACACUGCUGUCGCAACUGACCCCCCACACGAAUGCCCUGCUGAGCGGCAUCCAGGAGCUGCUGGCCCUGCCGGAGCCGACCCUGGCCACCAGUGCCAUCUUCCAGGCGGUGCCGGCCAAUGCGGCGGCCUGGCAGCAGCUCCUGCAAGACCGGGACUCCGGGCCGGCCAAGGCCGGGGUGCCGGCCGAGCCGGGGUCCGGAGCCGUGGCGGCCGCCGGGCAGCACUUCUCCCAGUUCGAUGAUCAGCUGCACCUGUUCGAGGUGGUGGGGCUGCUGCUGGGGAACCGGUCCUUUGCGCCGGCCGAGCUGGCCGGGCAAUACACGGUGACCGUGGUGCAGCCGCUGCUGACGCAGAUGAGUGCCAUCCUGCAGGAGGGCCGGUACCGGGAGGCGCCGCCCGGCCGGGCGGCCACCGAGCCGCGGCAUCUGGCGCUGCUUCACAUGGCCGUGACGGCCAUCUCGCACUUGGUCAAGGGCUUCCCAUCGGCCCAGCAGCCGGCGGCCGGGGCCGGGGGCGGUCACUCGGCAGCCAGCUGGGAGCCGGCCCUGCGUGACUGCCUGCAGGCGGCGCUGGCCGUGCUGGACGCCCUGGAUGCAUAUCAGAAGGAGCUGGCGGCCGCGGGCAAUGCCCCGGGCACGGCGUGGCUGGUGGCGGUAGAGGCCCCGAUGCGGGACGCGGUGCGGCAGCUGUUCCAGCGUCUUGUCGGGUGUGCCACGUGCGAUCUGAUGGCCCUGGUGCCGGGGGCACUGGAGCGCCUGCUGCGGCAUGCGAGUGCCUUUGCGCUGGCGGAAUUCCUGCCGGUCCUGGCGCAGCUGACCUUCCGCUAUCGGGAGGCUUUCCUGCCGACCCUGGCCGGGCUGUUCCCGGCGGUGGUGGCACAGAUUUUGCCCUUCGCGCGACAGGAGCUCGGCCUGAUCGAGCUGGCGGCUGGCAGCCCGAAGCCCGGAGCCGGGGGAGCCGGGGGCGGCCCGGGCGGUGCCGGGGCCGCCGGGGCCACCACCGCCGGGGCUCCGCCCGGGGGGGCGAGCCAGCCGCAGCAGCCGGCGGCCGCGGCGGCCGGGGCCCAUGCGCCUGGCUUCAAGGGCGGCACGGCCGGCGGCACGGCCUCCUCCAGUGUGGCGGCCGCGGCGGCGGUCGGUGCCACGGUCAACACGGAGGAGCUCCAGCGGCUGAAUGACAUCCGCCGGGCGUACCUGGCCUUCCUGAAUGCCAUCUUCCAGGAGCGCAUGGAGCAUAUCCUGGUGUCGGAGGUCAAUUUGCCGGUGCUGCCGACCAUCCUGGCCAGCGUGACGCUGCUGGCCGCGCGGUGCCUGGAGCCGGCCAUCCAGCGGGCGGCCCUCGGGGUCCUGUCGCGCAUGGCGGUGGCCUGGCUGCAGCCGGGGGACGGGCAGACCCCGUUGCCGGGCGGCCCGGGGGCCCCGCCGCCGGAGCAGGCCCUCCCCCCGCCGCCGACGGAGCCGGUGAACAUCAGCCGCCUGCGUCUGCCGGACUUCCUGCCCUUUGCCCUGAAUGAGGUCCAGCCGUUGGUGUUCUCCAUCCCCCUGGCGCCGACAUUUGACGUGUCGAAUGCCAGCUCGCUGGCGGUGUUGAAUGAUCUGACGCUGCUGCAGCAGCGCCUCAUCCAGACGCUGGGGGUGUCCUGCACGUCCUUCCUGACCGGGCAGUACCUGCCGAGCAUCGGCCUGCCGGCCGACGUGGCGGCCGACUAUGUCAACGCCGCCAUGAACCAGGACCCGCGGCAGUUCCGUCAACUCUUCCGUCGUUUCAUCACGCGCCACCGCGGUGGCUGAUGUCGUCGGGCGGGGGAGGGGGCGGGGGGGGGGG